This is a messenger RNA of Truncatella angustata, 1722 nucleotides long. Its product is annotated as PAP2 superfamily-domain-containing protein. The transcript has a single exon. Lineage: Eukaryota; Fungi; Ascomycota; Sordariomycetes; Amphisphaeriales; Sporocadaceae. The record is from RefSeq and is a predicted model, not a curated record. Gene Ontology annotation, biological process: phospholipid metabolic process. Gene Ontology annotation, molecular function: phosphatidate phosphatase activity. The coding region runs from base 178 to 1272 and encodes 364 amino acids.
CCCAAAGCAAAUUGACCUUAACAAGCAAUCACAUUUUUUACCACGUCAGGAGUUUAGACCGGUGGCGAACUCCUUUACAAAAAGUUCUACCAGGGGUUCUUUUGACGCUCACUGUCAUUUAAUCAAUAUGAAGACGAAACCCUGAAUAACACUCGAUCAGCGAUAUACACGGCAGCAAUGGUUUCAAUCAAAGUGGUUUCUUCAUAUAUCGUCGAUUGGCUUUUGUUGAUCGCAGUCGCGCUCGUUGGGUACGCGAUCAACAACAUUACUCCGAACAAGCAUGCAUUCAGCCUAGACGACCGCAACAUCAGCUUUCCGCUUUACCCCGACACUGUAUCCGUGGCUGUACUCGCUAUUGUUAGUGCUAUAGUACCUAUUGUCAUCAUCUUCGUUGUGACUUUCCUCUUUGUUCCUGGACCGACGGUACCCAAAGGGACGCCACAAAGCUUGAUAUGGAAGAGACGGCUCUGGGAGCUUCAUGCGGGCUGGCUCGGCCUCGCGUUGUCACUUGUUUCUGCCUGGUUUAUCGUCAGCAGCAUGAAAAACCUUUUCGGCAAACCACGCCCGAACCUCCUGGCCCGAUGCCAACCCGAUCUGGAGAACAUUGCCAACUACGUCGUUGGUGGCGUUUUGACUCCUACAAGCGACGGGAGGCUUGUAACAGCUGCUAUUUGUCAGAACAGCGACUCAUCCGUUAUUGAUGAAGGCUUCCGCAGUUUUCCAUCGGGGCACAGCUCAUUUUCUGCUGCUGGUUUGAUAUACCUAUCCCUCUUUUUGGCUUCUAAGCUUGGCGCUUUCGUCCCUUUCCUUCACCCUAUCACUUACCCCAAAGAUGAGACUACGCACUCCGCCUUUCCUUCGCGUUUAGGCUACCGGCAGUCCACUUCGCCUAUACCCUUAGAGUCACAGGAGAGCGACCAGCAUACGGCAGUGUCACCCACGAAGGACAUUCCCAGCGCUAGGAAAGAGGCUGCUGCUCCCCCCUUGUAUCUGCUUAUCGCGACGGUAAUUCCAUUCUUCGCCGCAGUGUAUAUAAGCUCAUCUAGGUGGUACGAUUACCAGCAUCAUGGUUUCGAUAUCCUGUUUGGCUUUACUAUCGGUCUUAUUACCCCACUUUUAGCUUUUCGAUACUACCACCUUCCUUUAGGACGCGGCGCUGGGUGGGCUUGGUCUCCCCGUAGCAAGGAUAAAGCAUUUUGGGCUGGACUCGGCAGCAAUAGCUAUGCUAGAGAUCGGGACCUGCCUGUGCUGUGUGAUGAACAGUUGGUAUAGGCGAUAAGGAACGGGGCCUAACUUACCAACUUGUGAGGUGUCAAUCAAUAUGCGCAGCAUAUUUCUGAAUCUAUCACGAUAAUCAUUGGGAUCAGAGAAUGCGGCAAGGGGAGGCAGUAUUAUUGGUUUAAAACCAACUUUAAGACUGCCGGUCUUCUACAGGCUCUCAAUGGGAGGAGGGGACUGAUAGCUUUGUUCGUGACAUGGGACAAUAUUCCUAAUUUCAUUUCGUGUAUAUACUACCAUCUUUGAAGAUGCCUUGCGAAGAACUGCAUUUGGAAACUUCACGAGACAGAUUCCCUCAGAGUAAGUUACAUAGCAGAAACAAACGAGUUGAUAACGCAUUCUAUCCCAGAGCGAUCAAGCUUUCCUUUUGAAACGAAUUUCUCAUCAACAAACAUAUGGGUCAGCGAUUAUAACUUAGAGAUGCGAUAUAGGGCCUUAGUUGCG